Messenger RNA from Candoia aspera, 2582 nucleotides. It is a transcript of the gene PDE2A, whose product is annotated as phosphodiesterase 2A. Gene Ontology annotation, cellular component: synaptic membrane; perinuclear region of cytoplasm; mitochondrial outer membrane. The transcript is spliced from 28 exons. The record is from RefSeq and is a predicted model, not a curated record. Gene Ontology annotation, biological process: positive regulation of gene expression; negative regulation of receptor guanylyl cyclase signaling pathway; regulation of mitochondrion organization. The coding region runs from base 1 to 2580 and encodes 859 amino acids. Gene Ontology annotation, molecular function: 3',5'-cyclic-AMP phosphodiesterase activity; 3',5'-cyclic-GMP phosphodiesterase activity; protein homodimerization activity. Lineage: Eukaryota; Metazoa; Chordata; Lepidosauria; Squamata; Candoiidae.
AUGGUGCAGGGUCCCCUCUUCAGCAGCCCUUCAAGUCAAAAAGAAGUAGACUGUGAGCAACCUGAAAGGAAACUCAGAGAUGCUGUCCUCCAGCAGAAGAGGGUGGCCUGCAGCGGGCUGCCCCUGGCUGAGCUGCAGGGCAAGCCACUCGCUGGCUUGGCUGCCCCCUUAGCCCCCGGGAGGCAAGUGUUAAUCAAUCCCUUGGUGGACAAGGAUUCGGGGGCUGUGGUGUGUGUCAUCCUAGUCCACUGUGGCCAGCUUUCUGACUCCGAUGAGCAAAACCUGCAGGCUUUGGAGAAGCAUAUCCUGGUGUCCUACAAGCGCAUCCAAGUCCUUCAGAAGUUGCAUCCUUGCCAGGAAAAACCUGAGGAGCCCCCCAGGAGCAGCUACAGCGAGCUGGACUGCAAGAUCCUGCAGUUGUGUGGGGAACUGUUUGAUCUGGAUGCAGCCUCCCUCCAGCUCAAAGUCAUUAAUUACCUGAAGCAGGAGACCCAGUCCCAAUGUUGCUGUCUUCUCUUGGUGUCAGAAGACAACCAUCAGCUCUUCUGUCAGGUGGUUGGAGACAAGGUCUUGGAGGAGGAGAUGAGCUUCCCAUUAACCGUUGGACAUCUGGGAAAAGUUGUUGAAGAGAAGCAGUCCCUCAUUCUGCAAGACAUCAGCUUGGAAGAGCACAAGCAACUGAACACCAUGCUGGGCUUUGAGGUGACCUCGAUGCUGUGUGUCCCUGUCGUCAGCAGAGCCACCUCCCAGGUGGUGGCCCUGGCCUGUGCCUUCAACAAGCCUGGCGGUGAGAGCUACACUGAAGCUGAUGUCUACAAAAUCCAGCACUGCUUCUGUUAUACCUCUACAGUCUUGACCAGCACGUUGGCUUUCCAGAAGGAACAGAAACUCAAAUGCGAGUGUCAGGCUCUUUUGCAAGUGGCCAAGAACCUCUUCACUCACCUGGAUGAUGUUUCCGUGCUGCUGCAGGAGAUCAUCACGGAAGCCAGGAAUCUCAGCAAUGCCGAAAUAUGUUCAGUCUUCCUGCUGGACAGAAGCAGCCAUGAACUGGUGGCCAAGGUGUUUGACGGAGGUGUGGUAGAUGAUGAGAGCUAUGAAAUCCGGAUUCCGGCAGACCAGGGCAUAGCCGGCCAUGUGGCGACCACAGGGAAGAUCCUGAACAUCAAGGACGCCUACUCUCACCCGCUUUUCUACCGCGGGGUGGAUGACAGCACCGGCUUCCGCACCAGGAACAUCCUCUGUUUCCCCAUCAAAGACGAAAACCAGGAGGUGAUUGGAGUGGCUGAGCUGGUCAAUAAAAUCAACGGGCCAUGGUUUAGCAAAUUUGAUGAGGACCUGGCCACUGCAUUCUCCAUCUACUGUGGCAUCAGCAUAGCUCACUCCUUGCUCUAUAAGAAGGUCGGUGAGGCUCAGUACCGAAGUCAUCUGGCCAAUGAGAUGAUGAUGUAUCACAUGAAGGUGUCCGAUGAUGAAUACGACAAGCUUUUAGACGAAGGGAUCACCCCCGUUCCGGACAUUGACCCGGACUUCGCCAAAUUCAUAUACACGCCACGUUCCCUUCCGGAGGACGACACGUCGAUGGCCAUUCUAAGCAUGCUUCAGGACAUGAAUUUCAUCAGCAGUUACAAAAUUGACCGUCAAACUCUUGUCAGGUUCUGCCUCAUGGUGAAAAAGGGAUAUAGAGACCCCCCGUAUCACAACUGGAUGCACGCCUUCUCUGUCUCCCACUUCUGUUUCCUGCUCUACAAGAAUCUAGAGCUUGUCAACUAUCUGGAAGACAUUGAAAUCUUCGCCUUGUUCAUCUCCUGCAUGUGCCAUGACCUGGACCACCGGGGUACCAACAACUCCUUUCAGGUGGCAUCGAAAUCCGUCCUGGCUGCUUUGUACAGCUCCGAGGGGUCCGUGAUGGAGAGACAUCAUUUUGCUCAAGCCAUUGCUAUCCUGAACACGCACGGCUGCAAUAUCUUCGAUCACUUCUCCCGUAAGGAAUACCAAAGGAUGCUGGAUUUGAUGAGGGACAUCAUCCUGGCCACUGACCUCGCUCACCACUUGAGGAUCUUCACAGACCUGCAGAAAAUGGCAGACGCUGGCUACGACCCCUCGAACAAGCAGCACCACAGUCUCCUGCUGUGCCUUCUCAUGACCUCAUGUGACCUCUCAGAUCAGACCAAAGGGUGGAAGACCACCCGCAAGAUCGCGGAACUGAUCUACAAGGAAUUCUUCUCCCAGGGAGAUCUGGAGAAAGCCAUGGGCAACCGUCCGAUGGAGAUGAUGGACCGCGAAAAGGCUUACAUCCCUGAGCUGCAGAUCAGCUUCAUGGAGCACAUCGCCAUGCCCAUCUACAAGCUGCUCCAGGAGCUGUUCCCCCGGGCCGCUGAGCUGUACGAGCGGGUGGCCAGCAACCGGGAGCACUGGACCAAAGUCUCGCACAAGUUCACGCUCAGGGGCCUGCCCAGCAACAACUCCCUGGACUUUCUGGACGAGGAGUACGACCUGCAGACGAUGGCCGACAAGGACGGCCUCAAGAUGAACGGUUGCCUGGACGGCGUGGACGGGCCCGCGGAGUCGGAACUGGAGUGACG